This is a messenger RNA of Cervus elaphus (red deer), 721 nucleotides long. RefSeq names its product 6-pyruvoyl tetrahydrobiopterin synthase. The transcript has a single exon. Gene Ontology annotation, molecular function: 6-pyruvoyltetrahydropterin synthase activity. The record is from RefSeq and is a predicted model, not a curated record. The coding region runs from base 57 to 494 and encodes 145 amino acids. Gene Ontology annotation, cellular component: mitochondrion. NCBI's taxonomy places the organism in Eukaryota, Metazoa, Chordata, Mammalia, Artiodactyla, Cervidae. Gene Ontology annotation, biological process: tetrahydrobiopterin biosynthetic process.
GGCUGGCGGCGGGCCGAGGGGUGGGGACGCCGGCCGGGCCGGGGGCUUGCAGAGCCAUGAACGGGGCAGGGUCGGGCCCUCGCCGGCGGGCGCGAGUGUCCCGCCUCGUCUCCUUCAGCGCGACCCACCGCCUGCACAGCAAAUCUCUUAGUAAUGAAGAAAACUUGAAAUUAUUUGGGAAGUGCAACAACCCAAAUGGCCAUGGGCACAAUUAUAAAGUUGUGGUGACAGUACAUGGAGAGAUUGAUCCUGUUACAGGAAUGGUCAUGAAUUUGACGGACCUCAAGGAGUGUAUGGAGGAGGCGAUUAUGAAGCCCCUUGAUCAUAAGAAUCUGGAUCUAGAUGUGCCGUAUUUUGCAGACAUUGUAAGCACAACAGAAAAUGUAGCCGUAUAUAUCUGGGAAAACCUCCAGAAAUUUCUUCCUGUGGGAGUUCUUUAUAAAGUAAAAGUAUAUGAAACUGACAAUAAUAUUGUAGUCUAUAAAGGAGAAUAACUCUUAGAGAUUAAUUUCCAUCCAUAUUUGAAGAUCUUUAUCCCCUUGAACAAUUAAGAAGUCAUCACCUAACUGUUGCACUUCCACAUUGUGUUCUGGAAUCACUGUGAGUGAGUCCUGUUCUAGACUCAAAUCUAAUUUAAAACCAAGUUUGUAAUGUAUUCUGAGUAUCAUUUAAAGAGUUGUUCAUCUGUAGAUUAAAAUCACUUCAGCAAAAAAAAAAAAAA